Fusarium tjaetaba is the source of this 1347-nucleotide messenger RNA. Its product is annotated as UPF0420 protein. Bases 1 to 1347 code for a protein of 448 amino acids. The transcript has 2 exons. The record is from RefSeq and is a predicted model, not a curated record. NCBI's taxonomy places the organism in Eukaryota, Fungi, Ascomycota, Sordariomycetes, Hypocreales, Nectriaceae.
AUGGAUGGUCUAACGAGCCUCCUGGGUCGCGGCGAACCCGUUGAGAUCGUGGAGCUGGAUAAAUCAGGAAAUGUCUCCCGAACCUGGAAUCACACUGUCGACAACCGUGUCGUUGCCAAGUCGAAGCCUAGUAUCCCACUCAUUCCCUCUCUUCGCGAGGCCUUCAUGCCAGUCGGAUAUCCUCACUCUGUAUCAUCCGACUACCUGAACUACCAAUUCUUCGACUCCCUCCAAGCUUUCUUCUCAACCAUCACUUCCCUCCUCGCAAACCGAGCUCUCCUCCAAGGUCUCGGCGUCGGAGAUGCCAACUCAUCCGCCACCUUCGCCAUGCUGCUCACAGUCCUCAAGGACGCCAUGUCUCGCAUCGCCACUAUCGUUUUUGCCCAGCAAUUCGGUCUUCGUAUUGAGCCCGACGCCAAGCGCUUCCGCUUCCUGGCUGAUCUGUUCAACGACACUGCCUUCUUUCUGGAGCUGUACAGCCCGUACUUUGGGCCCUAUGGAAAGAUUCUUGCUUUGACUUCUGGAGAGACGUUGCGGGCGUUGUGUGGCGUGGCUGCUGGUGCGAGCAAAGCUGCUCUUAGUGUACACUUUGCAAAGCAUGACAACCUCUCUGAACUCAAUGCCAAAGAGGCCAGCCAAGAGACCGCCGUAGGUCUUAUCGGCCUUCUUUUUGGAACUAUUGUGGUCAAGUAUGUCGAGGACCAUCAUAGCGUUCUGUUCUUGAUGACUGUUCUCGUCUUGGCUCAUCUCUGGAUGAAUUACCUUGGAGUUCGGGCUGUAUGCAUGGACAACCUGAACCAGCAGCGCGCAACCAUCCUGUUUGAAGAGUAUCUCAAGACCGGAAUUGUACUUUCUCCCGAACAAGUCGCCCGCCGUGAGAACAUUCUUCUUUGGCGACCCGCCGUCCGAAACCAGCAUGGACAGAAAAUCGCACGUAUCGAAAUGGCCAAAAGCUACUGGGACGCCAUGGGCGCCAAAGCCCCCAACAGCAACAUCGUCAUCAUCGACGGGGCCCGCAACUCACUCUUUGUCUGGUAUCACUCGAAGCGCAGCUACACACCCAUCAAGAUCAUGCUCUGGCAGGACGCCAGUGCCGUCCACGCCAUUAGUGCUUGGUUCAUGGCCAUGGAGAUGGCCUGGCUUCUGGAGAAGAGCCAGGGCUACACCGACAAGCUGGAUAAGAUCUUCCGCGUAAAGGAAACCGUUGAUGGCUACGAACAGAAGUACGACAAGCGCGAGCUCUGGGAUGAGAUGCUUGCCAAGGGGUGGAACAUCGAGGCGCAGUCCUUUGAGACAGGUGCGCCUGUUCGUCUGCUUGCUCAGCUGGAGGGGAAGAAGGAUCAGUAA